UUCAAGGUAAGUUUUUGAACAAUAUUUUGAAUCAUGGUGACACCAGAAAAGAGGCUUUCAAGAGGUUUAAAUGCAAGAAGCAUAGGGUCAGGCAAGGAAACCAUAGUUUUGUGUCAUGGGUUUGGAACGGACCAAUCGAUAUGGCACAAAAUCAUUCCCCUUUUGGCAGAAAGUUACACUCUGGUUCUCUUUGAUUGGCCUUUUUCUGGGGCUGUGACUGAUAAGAGCCUUUAUGAGCAUGCCAAGUACACCUCCUUUGAACCUUAUGCUGAUGAUUUGAUCACUGUCAUAGAUGAGAUGGACCUCAACUCUGUCACUUUUGUUGGACAUUCCAUGUCUGCUAUGAUUGGUUGCAUUGCCUCCAUUAAAAGACCUCACCUCUUCAAUAAUCUCAUUCUUGUUACUGCUUCUCCAAG
Molecule: messenger RNA, 416 nt
Organism: Vigna umbellata (rice bean)
Lineage: Eukaryota; Viridiplantae; Streptophyta; Magnoliopsida; Fabales; Fabaceae
Source: RefSeq, a predicted model, not a curated record